AUGACUUCACAACCAAUUGAAAUUCCCGGUAAAUUCGGAUUUGGAACCAUGUCAAUGACAUGGACAUCGCAACCACCACCAUUCCAACAAUCAAUCGAUACAUUGAAAUUUGUUACUUCUCAUCCGGAAUACGGAGUUAAACUUCUCAAUGGUGGUGAGUUUUACGGUCCUGAUGAUGUUAAUUUAAAGUUGCUUCAACAAUUCUUAUCCGCCAAUGACCCUGCCAUCAAUGAAUCUUUGAUAAUUUCAAUCAAGGGAGGAGUAGAUCCAGCUACGUUGAAGCCUAAUGGAUCUAAAGAAUACAUUAGUAAAUCAAUUGAAAAUGUCGCUUCUUAUUUCCCCAAAAGUGGUUCCCGACCAAAAUUGAUUUUCGAAGCUGCUAGAGUUGAUCUGAAUGUGCCAUACCAAGAUACAAUCAGUUACAUUAAAAAAUAUGUCGACAAUGGAACCAUUGAUGGGAUUUCGUUAUCUGAAGUUGGGAUAAACUCUAUUGAAAAAGCCACGGAAAUUGCACCAAUCUCAUGUGUUGAGUUGGAACUUUCAUUGUUUUCACAAGAUUUAAUUGACAAUGGUAUAUUGGCAUUCCUUUCCGACAAACAGAUCCCCAUUAUUGCUUACUCACCAUUAUGUAGAGGAAUCCUAACUGAUUAUUGUGUUGAACAUGCCGAUACAUUUCUUUCAGAAAUCCCUCAAGGUCAUUUUAAACAUACUUUGGAUAAAUUCCAACCGGAUAAUUUCACUCACAAUUUAAUUCCAUUGAAGAAACUUUAUGCAUUCGCUCAUGAUGUGAAGCAUACAAGUUUAGAAAGCUUGGCCCUUUCUUGGAUUUUGAAAAUUUCGGGACAACACAAUUAUAAAGGGAUCGACAAAGUCACACGGAUUUUACCUAUCCCCUCGGGAUCAACUAUUGAUCGGGUUAAAUUGAAUUUUGGUAAUUUUGUUGAAUUAACUGAUGAUGAUUUAAAACAAAUUGAUUUGAUUUUGAAAGAGAAUCCAAUUAAGGGAUUGAGAUAUAAUGCUCAAAGUGAAGGUUCAUUGUUUCAAUAG
Molecule: messenger RNA, 1047 nt
Organism: Lodderomyces orthopsilosis Co 90-125
Lineage: Eukaryota; Fungi; Ascomycota; Pichiomycetes; Serinales; Debaryomycetaceae
Product: pyridoxine 4-dehydrogenase
Exons: 1
Coding region: 1-1047 (348 amino acids)
Cellular component (GO): cytoplasm
Source: RefSeq, a predicted model, not a curated record